Messenger RNA from Bufo bufo (common toad), 1843 nucleotides. RefSeq names its product aspartic and glutamic acid-rich protein-like. Lineage: Eukaryota; Metazoa; Chordata; Amphibia; Anura; Bufonidae. The record is from RefSeq and is a predicted model, not a curated record. The transcript has 18 exons. The coding region runs from base 61 to 1836 and encodes 591 amino acids.
CCGCAGGUCCUGUACCACCACCUGUCUGCACUGCUGAGCUCCGCCCCCUGCUCUGGUCACAUGAUAGUGACGUCACCCCAGGUCCUUCCGCUCUCUGUCUCCAUGGAGAAGCUGCCCCCGGCCGCCAUGAUGGAGGCUCCCCUCCCAGGUUCUGACUCCAGGAGAAGUCCCCCCGAGAGAUGUCCCCGUCCUCUGUAUUCCCAGGACUGUCCAGAGGAGAAGCUCCCAGAGAACCAUCAGGGUGAAAAUCUGAUGGAUAUUAAGGUUGAGGUUAAAGAUGAAGCAGAAGAGGAGACGGAUUUAUGGGGCGAUCAGCAGGAUGGACUCAUAGAAGGAAGUCCCCCCAAGAGAUGUCCCUGUCCUCUGUAUUCCCAGGACUGUCCAGAGGAGAAGCUCCCAGAGGACCAUCAGGAUGAAAAUCUGAUGGAUAUUAAGGUUGAGGUUAAAGAUGAAGAAGAAGAGGAGACGGAUUUAUGGGGCGAUCAGCAGGGUUCAGACUCCGGGAGGAGAAGUCCCCCCAAGAGAUAUCCCCGUCCUCUGUAUUCCCAGGACUGUCCAGAGGAGAAGCUCCCAGAGAACCAUCAGGAUGAAAAUAUAAAUGUUAUUAAGAUUGAGGUUAAAGAUGAAGAAGACGACGAGACGGAUUUAUGGGGCGAUCGGCAGGAUGGACUUAUAGAAGGAAAUCCCCCUGAGAGAUGUCCCCGUCCUCUGUAUUCCCAGGACUGUCCAGAGGAGAAGCUCCCAGAGAACCAUCAGGAUGAAAAUCUGAUGGAUAUUAAGGCUGAGGUUAAAGAUGAAGCAGAAGAGGAGACGGAUUUAUGGGGCGAUCAGCAGGAUACUGACUCCAGCAGGAGAAGUCCCCCCGAGAGAUGUCCCCGUCCUCUGUAUUCCCAGGACUGUCCAGAGGAGAAGCUCCCAGAGAACCAUCAGGAUGAAAAUCUGAUGGAUAUUAAGGUUGAGGUUAAAGAUGAAGCAGAAGAGGAGACGGAUUUAUGGGGCGAUAAGCAGGCUUCUGAUUCCAGGAGGAGAAGUCCCCCCAAGAGAUGUCCCCGUCCUCUGUAUUCCCAGGACUGUCCAGAGGAGAAGCUCUCAGAGAACCAUCAGGAUGAAAAUCUGAUGGAUAUUAAGGCUGAGGUUAAAGAUGAAGAAGAAGAGGAGACGGAUUUAUGGGACGAUCAGCAGUAUGGACUCAUAGAAGGAAAUCCCCUCGAGAGAUGUCCCCAUCCUCUGUAUUCCCAGGACUGUCCAGAGGAGAAGCUCCCAGAGAACCAUCAGGAUGAAAAUCUGAUGGAUAUUAAGGUUGAGGUUAAAGAUGAAGCAGAAGAGGAGACGGAUUUAUGGGGCGAUCAGCAGGAUGGACUCAUAGAAAGAAAUCCCGCUGAGAGGUGUCCUCGUCCUCUGUAUUCCCAGGACUGUCCAGAGGAGAAGCUCCCAGAGAACCAUCAGAAAAUCUCAGUAGGAACGUUGAAGAAAAUUUCUUGUUAUCACGGAAUUACAAAUCUGAAGAUGAGGAUCUCAUGCAGUGCUCGACACAAGAAAACCUCAUUACCAGACAUGUACAUAUUGGACUUCACAAUACUGAUCUGUCAUAUUAUCCGGCUAAGUGUGAGGAACCUUCUCCUGACCAAUCACAGAUUGGUGCCACAAGUACAGAUCAGAAAGAGGAAAAAAGUUUUCAGUGCUGGGAAUGUGGAAAACAGUUUCCAUACCUCUCAGGUCUUUUUAUACACAGAAGAAUUCACACAGGAGAGAAACCAUACUCCUGUUCAGAAUGUGGGAAAUGUUUUACCCGUAAAACAGGCCUUGAUAAACAUAAGAGAAUUCACACAGGAGUGAGACCAUA